GAUUCGCUAAAGACACUCCUUGCCCCUUGUCUAUGUAUGCUGCUUCAUUCAACAAUCCCCGGGUCCAUGGAAAAUUUCACUCCUUGAUAUUUCAAAGUUGAUUGUACGGACUAUUACUUUGGUCUCCCUCAUCCUCCGAAAUCUCGAGAUCUGCAAAAUUGUCAGUGCAGAUGCUGCUAUAACCAGCCAGAAAUUAUCCUCAAGGACUGUGUCAAUAGUUUGAUCCAUAUCCGCAAUUCAUGAUGACGUCCUCGCUGUCGAAAACCAAUGUUGAUUAUUCACUUUAUUUGGUGACCGAUUCCACUCCAAACAUACUGGGUGAUCGAGAUCUCGUUGAAGUUGUCGAAGCUGCCUUGGAAGGUGGUUGUGGCUUGGUCCAAUAUCGAGACAAGACUAGCAGUACAGCUGUGCUUGUUUCCACAGCAAAACGGCUUCAUGCUGUGACUCAGAAACACGGCGUUCCUCUUCUGAUCAAUGAUCGUGUUGAUGUUGCUCUUGCAGUCGGUUGUGAAGGAGUUCAUAUUGGUCAAGAAGAUUUGAGUACAACAUCAUUCCUGUUCCACAUAUAUUCCCCCUGACAAUCUGACUUUGUUAGACCUGCCGACUGCUAGAAAACUACUUGGAGAUAAUGCUAUUAUCGGUGUCACGGUGUCUGCCAUCGAAGAGGCACAGAUUGCUUGUAAAGAUGGCGCAGACUACCUGGGAAUUGGCACCAUAUUCCCGACUGCAACGUAAGAUACACCUUGCGAUACUGGGUGUUGCUGAUAAGUAUUCUCAGAAAAACGAAUACCAAGGACAUAAUCGGUACCGCCGGAACAAAGGAGAUUAUGCGCUCUAUCAGAGAAUGGCCCGUUCGAACUGUCUGUAUUGGUGGAAUCAACUCGUCAAAUAUACAGCGGGUUUUGUACCAGUCUGUGUAUCACUCCACACCUUUUCAUAAAAACCUCGACGGAGUUGCACUUGUUAGUGCUAUUAUGGCCGCUGAAGACCCUAAAAAGGCCUCACAAGAUCUUCUCCAACUCAUCCAAACUCCGCCAGCAUUUGCUGCAUCCUCGGUAGCGAGCCAUCAAAGGGUCGUCAAGGUGUUCGACCUCAUGGCCCAAGUGCCUAGUGUUCUCAUGCAAGUCGCUGAGCAAAAGCCCCUCUCACACAACAUGACCAAUCUAGUUGUCCAAAACUUCGCAGCAAACGUUGCAUUGGCAAUUGGUUCAUCUCCCAUUAUGGCAAAUUAUGGCGAGGAGGCUGCAGAUCUAGCUAAACUUGGCGGGGCAUUGGUUGUCAACAUGGGCACUGUUACUCCGGAUGGUCUUGAGAAUUAUGCCAAAGCAAUAAAAGAAUACAAUAUGGUCGGCGGACCGGUUGUCUUUGAUCCAGUUGGCGCUGGAGCGACUGCUGUGCGAAGAGCUUCCGUCAAGACGCUUCUGGCUGCAGGAUAUUUCGAUGUCAUCAAAGGAAAUGAAGGGGAGAUCAAAACGGUAUUCGGCAUGUCCGUACAACAGAAAGGAGUCGACACUGGUUCUAGCACCUCUACAUUGCUUGAAAAGGCAACCAUCGUGCGAGAUCUCGCGGCAAGAGAGCGGAAUGUGGUUCUCAUGACUGGAGCUACUGAUUUACUGAGUGAUGGCGUACGAACCUACGCAAUUCACAAUGGAUGUGAUAUGCUGGGCAAUAUCACAGGAAGCGGCUGUGUUUUGGGGACCAUCAUCUCAGCUAUGGUGGCUGUCUCAAGAGGUGAUAAACUGGUUGCUACUUUGGCUGGGGUUCUGCUCUAUGAGAUUGCCGCCGAGAGGGCCAUGGAAAAAGAGGAUAGUGAUCAUCAGAAAGUCGUCAAGGGGCCUGGAACUUUCGUACCGGCUUUGAUUGAUGAGUUAUCUUCGUUGAACAACCCAAAACUCGGAAUUCCGUGGAAUACAUGGCUUCCGAGGGCCAAGGUUGAUGCGAUAGACAUCUGA
Messenger RNA from Hymenoscyphus albidus, 1952 nucleotides. The record is from the annotation of a GenBank genome assembly. Lineage: Eukaryota; Fungi; Ascomycota; Leotiomycetes; Helotiales; Helotiaceae.